AACCUCCGUUGGCUGCCUAGUCACAGCCCCCUCGCUUUGGGUGUGUCCUUCGCGCGCUCCCUCCCUCUUAGGUCACUCUUUCAAAGCCUGGAAUAAAAACGGCAGCCAACUUCCGAGGCGGCCUCAUUGCCUAGCGGCCCCCAGCCUGUGACAGGUUCCAUCCAUCCUCCUUGCCCCAGCUCCCUGCGACCCUCUUUAAGAGGCGACUAGAUUCCUGGGUUCUAUCCCGCACACCAUGGACAAGUUUUGGUGGCACGCAGCUUGGGGACUCUGCCUCUUGCCGCUGAGCCUGGCGCAACAGCAGAUCGAUUUGAACAUAACCUGCCGCUAUGCAGGUGUAUUCCAUGUGGAGAAAAAUGGCCGCUACAGCAUCUCACGGACUGAGGCAGCUGACCUCUGCCAAGCUUUCAACAGCACCCUGCCCACCAUGGAACAGAUGCAGAAGGCCCUGCACAAGGGCUUUGAAACAUGCAGGUAUGGAUUCAUAGAAGGCCAGGUAGUGAUCCCGAGGAUCCACCCCAAUGCCAUCUGUGCCGCCAAUCACACUGGGGUGUAUGUCCUCACAUCCAAUGCCUCCCACUACGACACAUAUUGCUUCAAUGCCUCAGCACCCCUUGAAGAAGACUGUACAUCUGUCACAGACCUGCCCAAUUCCUUCGAAGGACCAGUUACCAUAACUAUUGUCAACCGUGAUGGUACCCGCUACAGCAAGAAGGGCGAGUACAGAACACACCCAGAAGACAUCAAUGCCACAAGUACCAUAGAUGAUGAUGUCAGCAGCGGAUCCUCCAGUGAAAAGAGCACCUCAGAUGGCUAUGUUUUUCACACCAACCUUCCCACUGUACACUCAACUGGAGACCAGGAUGAUCCCUACUUCAUCAGGAGCACCCCAGCCACCAUUGCCUCAACUGUGCACUCAAACAGCCAUGCAGCAGCUCAGAAACAAAAUAAUUGGAUAUGGUUUUGGUUUGGUAAUUCACAAUCCACGACUCAGACUCAGGAGCCCACAACGACAGCAACUACAGCCUUGAUGACCACUCCUGAAACACCGCCCAAGAGGCAAGAAGCCCAGAACUGGUUUUCAUGGUUUUUUCAACCACCAGAGUCCAAGAGUCAUCUUCAUACAACAACGAAGAUGCCUGGUACGGAGUCAAAUACCAAUCCAACAGGCUGGGAGCCAAAUGAGGAAAAUGAAGAUGAAACAGACAAAUACCCCAGUUUUUCUGGAUCAGGCAUUGAUGAUGAUGAAGAUUUUAUCUCCAGCACCAUUUCAUCCACCCCACGGGUUUCUGACCAUACAAAACAGAACCAAGACUGGAUUCAGUGGAAGCCAAGCCAUUCAAACCCAGAAGUACUACCUCAGACAACCACCAGAAUGACUGAUAUAGACAGAAACAGCACUAUUGCUCAUGGAGAAAACUCGACCCAGGAACCACAGCCUCCUUUCAAUCACCAUGAGUAUCAGGAUGAAGAGGAGAACCCACAUGCUACAAGUACAACCCAGGCAGCUCCUAGUAGUACAACAGAAGAAGCUGCUACUCAGCAAGAGCAGUGGUUUGAGAAUGGAUGGCAGGGGAAGUACUCCCCCACACCAACUGAAGACUCCCAUGUGACAGCAGGGGCAACUGCAUCAACCCACAACCAUCCAAGUCAAAGAAUGACAACCCAGAGUCAAGAGAACGUCUCCUGGACUGAGUUCCUCGACCCAAUUUCACAUCCAAUGGGACAAGAUCAUCAAACAGAAAGGAAGGAUACGGACGCCAGUCAUAGUACAACCUUUCGGCCUACUACAGCUCCAAAUACCCAUUUGGUGGAAGACUUGGACAGGACAGGACCACUUUCAGUGACAACUCCGCAGAGUCAUUCUCAGGACUUCUUUACAUCACAUGGAGAAAUGGAAGAAGAGAAAUACCACUCAACAACUUCUGUUCUGCCAUCUAGCACUAGGAGUGGUGGAAGAAGAGGUCCAAGCCUUCCCAAAGAUGCAACUACUUCUCUGGAAGGCUACACCUCUCAUUACCCAGACACAAUGGAAAAUGGGACUCUCACCCUAGUGACUCCUGCUAAGACUGGGGUCUUUGGAGAAACUGAAGCGACUGUUGCUGCAGACUCCGACUUUAAUGUUGAUGGCUCCUUACCAGAAGACCAAGAUUCAUUCGUGGACCCCAGUGGGAAUCCCCACACUGUGACCGAAUUAGCUGGACACUCAAGUGGGAGUCAAGAUGGUGGGGUGAACACAACUUCUUCUCCAGGGAGGAAACCUCAGAUUCCAGAUUGGCUCAUCAUCCUGGCAUCUCUCCUGGCGCUGGCUCUGAUUCUUGCUGUUUGCAUUGCUGUCAACAGUAGGAGAAGGUGUGGGCAGAAGAAAAAGCUGGUGAUCAACAGUGGCAAUGGAAAGGUGGAGGACAGGAAGCCAAGUGAGCUCAACGGGGAGGCCAGCAAGUCUCAGGAAAUGGUGCAUUUGGUGAACAAGGAACCCUCAGAGACUCCAGACCAGUUUAUGACAGCGGAUGAAACCCGGAAUCUGCAGAACGUAGACAUGAAGAUUGGGGUGUAGUGCCUAUACCAGUAACUUGGAAAGACACCAAAAUCGCAAACAUGUCAAUACUGGGAGCUGGGACCCUUAACAGAUGCAAUGUGCUACUGAUUAUUUUUAUUGGGGGUAGUUUCUGCACAAAAUUUUCUAUUCCUUUUGCAUUUUGUUAAAAGUCUGUUCCAAUUUAUGAAAACAGCAUUGCUUUCUGAAAUGAGGGCCCAAAGAAUACUCCAUUAAGAAUUUGACUCUUCCAGCUCCUUCCUAGAGGUCUUGCAUUCCCAAGGGAUGCUAUGGAUGGCUUCUAUCAAAUGCAAAUUCCUGGUCCCUAUUGAACCUUUUCCCUAACCUAAGUCCCAGGUAACAGCCACCAGCCAGGGACUUACCCCAGGGCUUAGAGGGAUUGGUCUCUGGGAGGAAAUUUUGCCUCUCCAGCAGCCCAAUCUUGGGCAUUGCUUUCCAGUGGGGUGGGAGAUCAGGUGUACUUGUUACAUACCUUUUUUUUUUAUAGACUCCCCUCUCUGCUGGAAAAUUUUCAGAUGCUUCUGAAAGAAUCCCAAAGGGUGAAGCUAUUUAUCUGUAGUAAGCUAUUUAUCUUUGUUUUUGAAAAAUCAAACCCUGGAGGUCCUUUGUUCAGAAUGACUUUUUUUUUUUAGUUUAUUUUUGUCAGAAGCAUAACAGGGUAUAAGUUGAUUCAUAAUAAACACCUGUCCAUCUUCCAUAUUGACCUGUUGUGCUGUGAUCCUUCAGUUUCUAAACCAGCAAGGUUUGAGUCUUCAUAGCAUAUCAGGAUGACUUUAGAAUGGUCCUCCUAAACCUGUGCCAGAGCAUCUAUGCCCAACUCAGGUUCACCAGGCUGAAUUUCCUAAAAGAUCAAACAAAGAAACACUGUUUUGUAUCUAGGGCUAUCAAAAGGGUUUCUCUCCUAUUCUGGAAUCUGAAUUGUGUGUAGGAAAGCUUUAAUCACCUUUGUGCUUGGGCCACCCUUUUCUCUCCCUUAAAGGGCACAUUAAGUUUCUAUGUCCUUCAGUUUUUAGAGUCCUAUUUCGUAGAAACUGAUCCUAGUAGUGACUUCACAAAACAAUAUGGUGCAUACUUGUGACACCUUACAAUGAAAGAGCAGCCAACAGAAAUUAAAGUGCAGACAGCAAGCAGUAGAUUGGCAUAAGGAGGGUGCGGUGUACAACCCAUCCCACUAUUUCCAUGGAUGUGCUUGUUGACAUUUUCACAAACCAGUUGGUCCUCAGAAUGAGGUGCCUGGGAAUCCCCCAGAAAGCCUCAGGGCUGCCCACUACUGGAAUCUUAUCAACGGAUAAGCAGACUUAUGGUUUAGCCAAGGGAGAAUGGUGUUACCCUCUAACCUCAUUUUUUUUUUUCCACAUAGUGGGUAAGUGUUUGGUGGCAUUUAUCCAUAUGCCGGAAUGUCCCAUUGCUCCUGGAUCUUCCCUGGUUACUUGUAGAAGAAAUUAAAUCUAUAAAGUAAGGCUUUCUGUAAGAUGAGACUUCCUUUCUAAGUCUCCCAUGGUGUUACUGUUGACUAAAUUUAUAUGUUUAAUAUUUUUUCAAAUAAAAAAAUGCAAGAGAAAAGUUUACCAUCUAAAUUGGGUUUGAGUUUAUAUCAAGAGUGGACUCAGGCUUUAUUUAAGGAAAUGCACAGACUUUCCAAAACUAUUUCUAGCCUCAGCUUCCCCUACCUACUUUCCCUCCUUCCCUGUUCACCUCUCUCCAAUGCCAUGGCUCACACAGAUUUUCUUUUUCUUCCUCUGUGAAUGUUUAUUAGUCAGUUUCAUAUUUAGACACUUAGUUUUUUUCUUCUUUUCCAGUUGAAAUACACACUAGGUGACUCUUUAUUCUUCUCAACUGGUGUUAGAAUGUUCCUUGUCCUUACAGCUGUCCUGGCCUGACAUGCCCACAACAGGAUCACCUGGGCUCUUUAACCUGUAUGCAGCAAACCACUCUGGAAUUGUGUAUAAAGGGUACAAAAGACUCUUCCAUGCUCUCCUUGAUACUUAGAUACCCUUUAGAGGCACUAGGAGAGGCAUGUAAGUCUCAGGGCCAGAGACGAUUCUCUACCCAUUCCAGAUAUGCCUACCAGUUGGAUUGGGGUAGGAUAAUACUUGCCAUGAUGAUUAUGAUUCUGGUAGCAUAAUCUGACUUUGUGUUACUCCUACCAAUGACUUGCCAGGUGAUAGAGGAUAAGUCAUUGAACUGGGAGUUUGUUAAUAAAAAUAAGGGGGUGGCAUUUAGUGAUUUUUGUAAAGUAACAUGAGCACUUCAGAUGUUAUUUUUAGCAGCAAUUGUAAAUUUCUCGUGUGUCCUGAAGGCUUUCUUUAAGAAAAAAGCUUUACAUUGUCAUCCAUAACACCAAGAACUGGCUUUAUAGCCAACAUGCAUUCAAGACUGUUGAAACAAAGUAGAAGAAAGAGCCACAUUCUUCGGGAAAUUAAAAGGUUCUGAGGAACAAGAAUUGACCACUUUGUGAAAAUCUCCUGUGUUGACUUUUCAAGUGCAGCCAAUUGUUAUGUAUGUACAAUGACUUUUGUUAUCGUUCCUUUGAUUUUUUUUCAGAGACCACCCUCCCUUUCUCUGGUUUUUGUAUAUUUAUUGAUUGACCAAUAAUAAUGAGGAAAGCGUGAUGUAUAUAUCGCCCAAUUGAAAGUGUGUAUUGGAAAACAUUAAAAAGCCAUAAGAAAUGGAA
Molecule: messenger RNA, 5231 nt
Organism: Cricetulus griseus (Chinese hamster)
Lineage: Eukaryota; Metazoa; Chordata; Mammalia; Rodentia; Cricetidae
Source: RefSeq, a predicted model, not a curated record